Lepus europaeus (European hare) is the source of this 4360-nucleotide messenger RNA. It is a transcript of the gene DCLRE1A, whose product is annotated as DNA cross-link repair 1A. The record is from RefSeq and is a predicted model, not a curated record. Gene Ontology annotation, biological process: double-strand break repair via nonhomologous end joining; protection from non-homologous end joining at telomere; interstrand cross-link repair. Gene Ontology annotation, molecular function: 5'-3' DNA exonuclease activity; damaged DNA binding. The transcript has 10 exons. Bases 789 to 3956 code for a protein of 1055 amino acids. NCBI's taxonomy places the organism in Eukaryota, Metazoa, Chordata, Mammalia, Lagomorpha, Leporidae.
AAGCCUGGACAUUCGGAGCGCCAGAUUCGACAUGGAAAAGGCUCCUGGGACACCGUCCUAGAUACUCUAAGGGAACAUUCCCGCCACCUCCACUUUGGAAACCAGCAGGGGUUAGAAUAGAACAUUUGAAAAUAGUCCGUAGAGCUAAAGGACACACUAACGAGAAACUUUUUAAAUCCCCCGCCUUUAGAACGCUACCCGCAGAUUCGACACAGCUUACGCAGCCGGGAAGCUUUUCCCGCCAAGACGCGGAAGGUCACAGAGGGGCUGCCCUUCGCUGCCGGAGAGGAGGACGGGCCGGGAAACUGAGGCUGUCAGAUACCGGGCCUCUGAUGACGGUGUGGCUGAUGGAGUAGCCGCUUCGUGUUCGGGACACUGGCGAAGCCGGCUGGACAGGUGUCCGCUCGAAAAGGAGGUGGCCUUUGCUCCCUCACGGUUUUCCAGCGCUCCUAGGAUUAAGCUGUUGCACCUGGCGCUUCACUUGCGAAGUCUCGCUGAUUCUUUUGAAUCAAUACCCGGACAAGGCCUGACUGCCUGAAUGAGAUAGAGCCACAGUGGGCCACCUCGCAGAUGCUGCCGCUGGGAUAGGUCCUCGUAACUCUAUGGUGGUAUUCAUGGAACGGCAGUGUUCUCAUUCCCAGCGCUGUAGAGAUCCACGGAGUUAGUGGAUACCUUGUUGCCUUGGUUUACUUAUCCGCAAAACAAUUCCAUUGAAAAACUUGGCAACAAGAAAUGGACUCUAUGUAUUAAAGGUUAGUGCUUCUUUUAAUGAUAAAAAUCAUUUUGCUAUGUUGGAAGACACAACUUUGGAAGAAGAUAUCUGGGAAUACAAAUCUAAAAGAAAACCAAAACCAGUACAUCCAAGUGGUUGCUCUGAACAUAUUCCAAAAUCCGGUGAACAAGCAACAGAUGGAAGAAACCAGCCGAAACCAAACAGAAACAAAAAAAGAACCAAAGGAGCUAAAGCAAAGGUGAAAGACCAUGCAAGGCUCCUUGGAGAAACAGACUGUCAGACUUGCAUAGCAGCUAGCCAGGGUUCCGACUGUGGAGAUGGGAUUCCGCCGUCCCAAGACACACAGGGCACACCACGAAAGCGCUGUAGGACUCGCCCAAACAAGCAAGUGUCCCCAAAGACACGGCCAGUUUACAGUGGACACUGUCCAAACUGCCAGAUGCCUUUUUCUUCGCUGCUGGGCCAAACCCCCCGGUGGCAUGUUUUUGAAUGUUUGGAUUCUCCUCCCGUCUCUGAAACAGAGUGUCCUGAUGGUCUUCUGUGUACCUCAACCAUUCCUUCCCAUUACAAGAGAUACACUCACCUCCUGCUUGCCCGGAGUAGGGCUGGUAAUAGUCCCCCCAGCAGCCCAGUGCGGGAGUCAGGUGGUGGCUUCAGUGAGACUAAUUCAGGCUUGCUUUGUUCCCUUGAGGAAAAAUGCUCUCUGUAUCAGAAACAAACUGGGAACUUAAAAAAUGUUUCAAACGAUCCCUUGUUAAUGACAGAAUGUCUAAAAAAAUCUCAUUCUCCUACUGAAACUGAUAAAAAGAUCUCUUCUACAAAUUCUCAAAUGUCCCAGCAAGCGCUACAAUUUACAGAUGCUGUUAAGAAAGACAAAUUGGUAGGAGUUGCUUUGCCUCUUGCCGAUGAGAUGUUAAACAGCCAAAGCAACUCAAAACAUAUAAAUUUGUCAUUGCCAGAAAAUGAUGUUAGCAACUGUGAAAUCUCCUAUUCUCCACUUCAGAGUGAUGAAGACACUUCUGAUACAGAUGAAAAUCUGGAUGGUUCACAACAGGAACUAUUUUGUACUGAGAGCUCUAAAGAUGGCAGCCUAGAGGACAAUGGCAACUCUACUUCAUUUGAAAAACUCCAUGGGUCCUCACUGCAGGACCAAGAGGAGAGCUCCCACGAAGCAAAUAGCUUCUUAACUCAGGACAAGUACAAUGAAGAAGUGUACAGGUCCAGUGCUCUAAAUAAUUCGUCUCAGCUUAUCCCCCCAAAUAAUGAGAGUAUUAUUUUAUAUGAUGAGUCGGCAAGUAAUGAUGUUUAUUCUCUGCUGUUUCCACCUGCAUUAGCAGAGGCGUUUGCUGCCUCUAAUUAUCAGGCCCCUAAAACAAAACUCGAUAAGCCAGAAUUUCACUCAUCUCAAAGGGAUAAACAGAAAGAGCGGACUGAAGAGUCAGCUGUUCACAAUCAAGCUUCCCUUCCAGCACUUAAAAGCGAAGAGUCAAAAGCUUUGGAAAACCAGAGAGGAGGGUAUCUUUCUUUGCAUCCAAGUCAAAGUAAAAUUAGAGCGUUAUCGGGUGAGAACCUCAGUGCUAAGAACAAUGCGAAUUCAGCAUGUUCCUGCAGGAAGACAUUAGACAAUAGGCCAGAUGGUGGUAAAGUCACAGUUUUAAAUAGAGAAAGAAUUUCUAGCACACCUCCUUCGGCUGAGUCUUUGAAAAUAUUGCCCUCUGGUCCUAAGUGUGAUUCAAGACAGCCUUCUACUAAGGUAAUGAAGCAGACGGACAUAGGUGUGUAUUUUGGACUACCACCCAAAAGAAAAGAAGAGAAAUCGCCGAAGGGAAGUGCGUUAGAAGGGGUGGACCUAAACCAAGCUCAAAGUCCCAAUGCAAAGAGGUCCCGGCAGUGCAAGAGGAAAGCAGAAACAUCUUUAAGUGAUUUAGAACUUGAUGCAAAGAAUGUAAACGAGAGUCCGCUCUCUGUGGAGCUUCCUAACGAGAGAUCACAGCGUCAGAGAAAGCGACGUAAGAAGUCAAGUUCGCUACAGGAAGAAGUAUGUCAGAAGAGGUCAGAUCACCUUGCUAGUAAUCCACUAUCCAGAACAGUCAAUUUAAGUGGAGACGAAGUCUUCGUAAGAUCCGCUCAUGGUGGGCUACAAAGAAGAAACUCAAAGAUCUCAGAGUCGUCUGCUGCAAGAGAAUUAAGAAAAAGGACAUGCCCGUUCUAUAAGAAAAUACCUGAAGCUGGCUUUACGGUGGAUGCCUUUCAGUAUGGCGUGAUUGAAGGCUGCUCCGCCUAUUUUCUCACACAUUUUCAUUCUGAUCAUUAUGCGGGGUUGUCUAAAAACUCCACAUUUCCAGUUUAUUGCACUGAGAUAACUGGCAAUUUGUUGAAAAACAAGCUUCAUGUGCAAGAACAAUAUAUCCAUACAUUGCCAAUGGACACUGAAUGUGUAGUGAAUGGUGUGAAAGUUGUUUUGCUUGAUGCCAAUCACUGUCCAGGUGCCGCCAUGAUCCUUUUUCAUCUUCCUAACGGUACUGUCAUGUUGCACACUGGAGACUUCCGGGCAAACCCCAGCAUGGAACGUUCUCUUCUUGCGGGCCAGAAAGUCCACGUGCUGUACUUGGACACCACGUAUUGCAGCCCAGAAUAUACCUUUCCAUCUCAGCAAGAGGUUAUCCAGUUCGCCAUCAACACUGCCUUUGAGGCUGUAACUCUAAACCCACGUGCUCUCAUUGUCUGUGGCACCUAUUCUAUUGGAAAAGAGAAAGUCUUCCUAGCCAUUGCUGACGUUUUAGGUUCAAAAGUGGGUAUGUCCCAAGAAAAAUAUAAAACAUUACGGUGCCUCAAUAUACCAGAAAUUAAUUCCCUCAUCACUACAGAUAUGUGCAGUUCAUUGGUUCACCUUCUCCCAAUGAUGCAAAUUAAUUUCAAGGGAUUACAGAGUCAUUUGAAGAAGUUUGGUGGGAAAUAUGAUGAGAUUUUGGCAUUUCGACCAACAGGAUGGACUCAUUCUGACAAGCUAACAACUAUGGCUGAUGUUAUUCCCCAGACCAAAGGAAAUAUUUCAAUAUAUGGAAUUCCUUAUAGUGAACACAGCAGCUACCUAGAAAUGAAACGCUUUGUCCAGUGGCUGAAACCCCAGAAAAUCAUACCUACCGUAAAUGCUGGCACUUGGAGGUCUAGGAGCAGAAUGGACAAGUAUUUUAAGGAGUGGAAAUUGGAAGCUGGAUAUUGAUGAGUCCAUGGAGGACUCAGUCGUAGCUAAGUACUUGAGGUGUGGCUCGUGAGUAGUGGUAUCUACAGUGAUAUGAAAUACACUUUAUGGGAAAAACCUCAUGAAAAUCACUCAUAGUUUUUAUUUUCUCAUUUAUGUUCGAACAACUUGUUCAUGGUGCUGAAUGCCCCUCAUCAUCCUCAAAGAACUGAGACUGGGAUCUCUUUAGUACCCGGGAUGCUGGAUGCAGCUGUAUUCUGCGCAAAGCCUUAAGGGAGGAAGCAAAGGCAAGUUCAGGGACCAAAAGGAUUCAUGACAAUGGAUAAACUAGAUUGACAGCAUAAUAUAUAAGUAAUUAUGUAUCUUUAAAAUUAUGAGAUUAAACUUUUAUAUAUACAUACUUAAAUAAAAGUUAAUAUGAGCUU